AUGGCAAAGCCACCAAAGCGUCGGCGAGUUACACCCACGCCUCUUCCGACCGGAGAUGGAGCACCACCUGAAGUUGGGAAAACCUUGUCUGAGUCAGUUGAAGCUCCAAGCGAGAAGAGCUUGAGCUUGAAACUUGAGGAAGGAGAGCCAACCUUUGUCCUGGAGAAGUAUAGCUUGUCACGUGUUGCAUCUGGCCGCUUUACCGCUGUCCUUCAAAGCGAUGGCCGUCUGAUGGUGUUUGAGGGGAAGAUGCUUCUCCGUACUUUGCAGCUGCCUGUGCAACCCUUGCAGCUCCAAGCUAUUCGCUUGACUGGUGCUGGAGAGCCUGAAGUGCUCGUGACUGCUGGCGGCCACUGGUCAGACUUUGUGGCUUCGGCACCAAGCCGCUGGAUGGACUGCAGCU
Symbiodinium pilosum is the source of this 403-nucleotide messenger RNA. NCBI's taxonomy places the organism in Eukaryota, Dinophyceae, Suessiales, Symbiodiniaceae. The record is from the annotation of a GenBank genome assembly.